Drosophila suzukii is the source of this 1314-nucleotide messenger RNA. Lineage: Eukaryota; Metazoa; Arthropoda; Insecta; Diptera; Drosophilidae. The record is from RefSeq and is a predicted model, not a curated record.
UCAGUGAUAAUCUGAAUUAGUCGUCGAACAGCUGUUACACUUGUAGGAAGAACAAUUCUUCGAUAGCAAUUCCGGAUUCCUAAUCGGAACGUUGACCUUCCAACCAGAUACUCAAGAUAAUACUGGAGGUGGACAAUUACGGAAUUGCUAGACCGAGUCUAAAGGUCAAAGUACAAAGGGCUUUCUUUUGUGAUGGGAACCUUGUCACUCAGUGAUUUUCAAGAAGUGAGAAUCCCUGCUCCUUGGGGUCACAUCGCAGGACGUUGGUAUGGCAAUCCAAAGGAACGACCGAUCCUCGCAAUCCACGGAUGGUUGGACAAUCUGGGCAUUCCCUUACUCCCCGAUUAUAUAGGGGUACUGUGCAUCGAUCUUCCCGGACACGGAAGGUCAUCUAGCAUUCAGCCGGGGAUGCACUACUCCGUGCACGAUUACGUCUACAUUAUUCCCCGAGUUAUGAGAGAGUACGGCUGGUCGAAGGUGUCCCUAAUGGGUCACUCAUUGGGUGGCUUCUUGAGCUUUAUUUAUACUUCGGUGGCUCCGCACACCGUGGAUAUGGUUAUAUCCCUGGACGUCUUACUGCCUAGGUCAGUGACUCCUAAACAAGCGGUGGACGUUGAGGCUCAGAACAUGGAGAAGUACCUCGUUGAAGAAGAUCGUCAAGUGAGGGGUGAUCUUCUUGAACCCCCAUCUUACACACUUCCUGAUUUGACGAAAAUCGUUGUCAAGAGGAGCUUAAAUUCUGUGACACCAGAGUUGGCCAAGCACCUUCUUCAUCGCCAGGAGGAAAAGUCCCAACUGUUUCCAGGCAAGUUCUACUUAUCCGGGGAUGUACGGGUAAAAUUCUACCGUCUAUGGAAACUGGAACCUGGCCUUUCCGAAGAGAUGACAAGAAGAAUCCUGAAAAAUCCUUUCUUGUUAAUUAAGGCAUCAAAGUCUUCCUUUGUCGGAGCUCAAUGUGAGUAUGCCAUAUCUAUCCUGAGCCAAAACAACCCCCACUUUGAAUUCUACGAGGUGGGUGGCGGUACCCAUCACAUCCAUCUUAAAUUCCCUGAAGAGUGCGCCCGUUACAUAGUGCCCUUCAUUCGGCGACAUCGACCUCCGACUCGAAGAUCUGAAGAAAAACUUAAGUCUCAAGAAAUAUUCUUUAAGAGGAGUCAAAAUAAUCAAAGCAAACUGUAAAGAAAUUUACAAAGUUAUAUGACCAUAGAAUUGCACGCUAAGAAGUUGUGAUUAAAGAGGCAAGAAAAUAAUAUCGGUAUCUAUGCAUCAAGAUUAAUUAUAGUUAUUAUAUAAGUUAAUAAAGCUUGACUAAAA